Molecule: messenger RNA, 1545 nt
Organism: Lagenorhynchus albirostris (white-beaked dolphin)
Lineage: Eukaryota; Metazoa; Chordata; Mammalia; Artiodactyla; Delphinidae
Gene: MTG1
Product: mitochondrial ribosome associated GTPase 1
Exons: 12
Coding region: 95-1210 (371 amino acids)
Cellular component (GO): mitochondrion
Molecular function (GO): GTPase activity; GTP binding
Source: RefSeq, a predicted model, not a curated record
GAGACGCGGAACCCUUGUGUGGGUCGCGGGCCCGGCGGAGAAGUCCGUUGAUGGAGCGGUCCGCGGCGCUGCGCGGAGCUCGGGACGCGGCGCCAUGAGGCUCACCACGCGCGCGCUGUGCGGCGCCGCCCGGGCCGCCUGGCGGGAGAGCUUCCCCCUAGACGGUCGCGACGUGGCGCGCUGGUUCCCGGGCCACAUGGCCAAGGGGCUGAGGAAGAUGCAGAGCAGCCUCAAGCUGGUGGACUGUAUCAUCGAGGUCCACGAUGCCCGGAUAUCCUUCGGUGCUUGUGACACCGUGACUUACAAUAAGCAGCGCGCAUCUGGUCCGUGUCCUGCUUCUGGCACAGAGCUCCUCAAAGUCUUGGAAUUUCCGAAGUUUCCUUUCGAAGGUGGUCCAGUCUGCGUAACAAGACGAGGCAAAGAGACCCUUGGGCUUAAGCCUCACUUGCUCGUCCUCAACAAGAUGGACCUGGCGGAUCUGAAGGAGCAGCAGAAAAUUAUACAACACUUAGAAGGAGAAGGCCUAAAAAAUGUCAUUUUUACCAACUGUGUGAAGGAUGAAAAUAUCAAGCAGAUAAUCCCGAAGGUCACGGAGUUGGUUGGGAGCAGCUGCCGCUGUCACCGAGGAGAGAACCUGGAGUACUGCACCAUGGUGAUUGGGGUCCCCAACGUGGGCAAGUCAUCGCUCAUCAACUCCCUGCGGAGGCAGCACCUCAGGAAAGGAAAAGCCACCAGGGUGGGCGGCGAGCCUGGGAUCACCAGAGCUGUGAUGUCCAGGAUUCAGGUGUGUGAGCGGCCGCUGAUGUUCCUGCUGGACACCCCUGGGGUGCUGGCUCCCCGGAUCCAAAGCGUGGAGACAGGCCUGAAGCUGGCCUUGUGUGGAACCGUGCUGGACCACCUGGUGGGCGAGGAGACCCUGGCUGACUACCUUCUCUACACCCUCAACAGGCGCCAGCUCUUGGGGUACGUGCAGCACUAUGGCCUGGGUGAGGCCUGCGACGACAUCGCCAGUGUGCUAAAGCGUGUGGCCGUGAAGCUGAGGAAGACCCAGAAGGUGAAGGUGCUGACGGGCACUGGUGACGUCAACGUUGUCCAGCCCAACUACCCUGCGGCCGCCCGAGACUUCCUGCGGGCCUUCCGCAGCGGGGUGCUGGGCCCCGUGAUGCUGGACCGGGACCUCCUGCAGGGCCCCCCUGCGGCGGAGCCCUGACUAGUCCAGCAGGAGGGCCUCGCGGCUCCAAGGCCAGGGGUGGGCACCCGGGAGUCCCCUGUCCACAGGCUCCUUGCUGGUCACUGUAUACUCCCCGGUCUCUGCUCUAGGAAGGAGGCCAUGCCCUCCUGCUGCCCAGCCCAGCCCCUGGUUACAGGGGACUGAGCCUGGGUGUGGACAUCAGGGCAGUGGACGUCCCUGGGUUCCUGGCGGGGGGAGGAAACUCACUCAUGUUCAGUAUCUCCUAAAUAUUCUCUUGAGGAGAAGCUGGUGUUUUCUCAGAAGGAGUUGAAAGUGUAAUCUGUAAUUUUAAAAUUAAAAGGCCUGUCUCUGUG